AUGGCUGGUAGGCACUUCAGUAUCCUUUCUCUACUUAUUCUGGUGACUUUCUCUUACAUAGAAGCCACUCCAGGUGUUCCAAAAACAACAAAGAAAAUAGACGAGGUGGUGGUAGAAGCUGUGGUCUAUUGUCAGAGCUGUGAUCACUUUGGAACGUGGUCUCUGAUUGGUGCCAAGCCCAUUCCUUCAGCCAAAGUAAGUGUUACCUGCAAAAGCUACAAUGGUCAUGUGAGCUACUAUAAGGUCUUUGAGACAGACAAAAAUGGUUACCUUUAUGCACCACUCGAAGGGUUCAAGAUGCAGCAUUAUGUACUUGAUCACCCCCUCCAAUCUUGCUACGUGAAGCCUGUUUGGUCUCCUCUUGAAAGUUGCAGCCUUCUAUCCAAUGUCAAUUAUGGUCUGAAUGGGGCACCACUUCGUUAUGAGAAGAAGAGAUUGCAUGGCAGCAAGUACGAGGCUGUCAUUUACGCUGCUGGUCCCUUGGCUUUCCGUCCCUCUGAAUGCUCACAGACUCACCACCAAUAA
Molecule: messenger RNA, 525 nt
Organism: Sphenostylis stenocarpa
Lineage: Eukaryota; Viridiplantae; Streptophyta; Magnoliopsida; Fabales; Fabaceae
Source: the annotation of a GenBank genome assembly